This is a messenger RNA of Mauremys mutica (yellowpond turtle), 2179 nucleotides long. Its product is annotated as cytochrome P450 2J4-like. Gene Ontology annotation, cellular component: cytoplasm; intracellular membrane-bounded organelle. The coding region runs from base 109 to 1581 and encodes 490 amino acids. The transcript is spliced from 9 exons. Gene Ontology annotation, biological process: xenobiotic metabolic process; arachidonate metabolic process. Gene Ontology annotation, molecular function: oxidoreductase activity, acting on paired donors, with incorporation or reduction of molecular oxygen, reduced flavin or flavoprotein as one donor, and incorporation of one atom of oxygen; iron ion binding; heme binding. The record is from RefSeq and is a predicted model, not a curated record. NCBI's taxonomy places the organism in Eukaryota, Metazoa, Chordata, Testudines, Geoemydidae.
UAGAUAGAAGGGGAUUAAAGCCUAUUUAGGGAGAUCUAGAACCUCAAAAAAGACAGGGAGAGUUCAGACCUGACCACACAGUGGACAGACAGACAGAGCAGCAGGGCGAUGUUGGUGAUCAGCGAGUUUUUAGUAGCUCUGCUCAUCUCUCUCUUUGUUGUGCAAUUUCUGAAACUGAAGUGGGCAUGUAGCCGGCUUCCUCCUGGACCGACUCCCCUCCCCCUCAUCGGCACCAUAUGGCAGAUGGAUUUCAAACGCCAGCACGAGAUUCUCAUGAAGUUGGCACAGAUUUACGGGAACAUCUUCACCUUGUGGAUUGGACAUAUUCCUGUCAUCAUACUGAAUGGAUUCACAGCUGUGAAGGGCGGCCUGACUGUCCACUCUGAAGACAUCUCUGGCCGGCCAGCAACCCCUUUUUUUCAGAAAAUGGCCGGAGGAAAGGGUAUUAUUUUCACAAGUGGUCACACCUGGAAGCAGCAGAGACGCUUUGGGCUGAUGACCCUGCGGAACCUGGGACUGGGCAAGAAAGGCCUGGAGCACCGAAUCCAAGAGGAGGCUCGUCAGCUGCUGGAGUACUUUAUGAAUGAGAGAGGAGAUCCCCUGGAUCCUUCUUUCCCCAUCGUCAAUUCAGUCUCAAACGUGAUUGCGGCGGUGGUGUUUGGACAUCGCUUUUCCAUUGAGGACAAAGAUUUCCACCAGCUGAUUGAAAACAAUGAUUACAUGGUCAAACAAGGGAGCAGCAUCAGUGAGCUGCUGUAUGAUGUUUUCCCCUGGCUCAUGGAUCAUCUCCCGGGCACUCACCAGAAGGUAUUCUAUUGCCAUGAGUUUCUCCGGUCUUUUGCAAGGAAGGAGGUCAGAAGCCACCAAGAGCGUGGGUCACCAGACGAACCACAAGAUUUCAUUGAUUUCUACCUGGCUCAGAUAGACAAAAGCAAAGCUGACCCUUAUUCGACCUUUGAUGAAGACAACCUGGUCCAGACUAUUUUCGAACUUUUCUUGGCAGGCACAGAAACCACAACUACCACCAUGCGCUGGGCAGUGCUGAAUAUGGUGGCUUACCCAGACAUCCAAGAGAGAGUCCAGAAGGAGCUGGAUGCUGUGCUGGGUCCCUCCCAAUUAAUCUGCUACGAGGAUCGGAAGAAGCUGCCCUACACCAAUGCCGUGAUCCAUGAGAUCCAGCGCCACAGCAGCAUCAUUGCAGUGGGAAUUCCCAGAGAAUGUGUAAAAGACACAGUGCUGCAGGGCUUUCCCGUUGAGAAGGGCACCAUUAUUCUCCCAAACUUAACCUCUGCCUUGCUCGACCCAGAACAAUGGGAGACACCUCGACAGUUCAACCCAAAUCACUUCCUGGAUCAGGAUGGAAAUUUUGUGAACAAAGAAGCUUUCUUACCAUUCUCAGCAGGGCACCGUGUGUGUUUGGGGGAGCAGCUGGCAAGGACUGAGCUCUUCAUCUUCUUCGCCAACCUGCUGCGGGCGUUCUCCUUCAGGCUGCCGGAGGGAGUGAAGGAAAUCAACACCGAGUCCAUGCUGGGGGGUACAUUGCAGCCUCAUCCCUAUAAGAUCUGUGCUGUUCCUCGCUAGGCUGCAGCACCCCGCCAAGCGCGGGAGAAGCCAUUAGGCAGGCACGCGUGCCUUUGUGAAUUUCCGCCUUGUACCUCUUCCCCUCUUUCUACUCCCAGCUUUGUCAGCUCAGGCCAGUGGAGUCAGUUUCUCGAUCUGUUAGACCUUGGGAGAUUAAAGUGCAAGACAUUGCCACUUCAUUAUUGGUCUGUGCCCAGGCUUUCUCCUUAAUACAUUGCAGAGAGAGCAAAUGUAAAACAAGGAAUUACAGAGUCAGGCUUUAGUUGGGUGGACCAGGGAUGUGUUCGAUGUGUUGCACUGAAGCUGGAGUUGCGGCAGCAGCAGAGAGAGAGGAGGGGAAAGGAGGAACAUGGUACCUGUCUGUUACCAGGUUUAGCUUUAUUUAGCAAGUUCUUAUCCACAGCUCUAACCUCCGCCCCAGGCUGUGACGUCUGAUCUGCGGCCCUGUUUGUGUUAUGCAAUGAACACACACAACUGAGAGUCAUCUCCGAACUGGUAACGCUGCCACCGAAAACCUUUCCCUCUCGCCACUGUUCGUUAUGUACAUGGGUUCUAAUGAAAGGCAGAUUGUCGCUUAUUGGCACUGCAAGCAGUUUUC